AUUAUAAGUAAUUAAUAAUAACUUUGUUUUUUGUAGUUGGUAAUGUUUAAAUUAAUGGAAGAAUAUGACUUCUGAUUGGCAUUUCACAUAUUAAACCCUAAGUACAUUGUCAAAGUCAUAGAGGUACAUAACAUGUCUGACAUCUUUAUUAAAUUUUGUAUUGCAUUUUGGGCUUGAGUUUCAAAUCUUCCUUAAAAACUAAUUGUCAACCUGGUCUGCAAAAUGAAUCGAUUUGCAUGGGUCGAUCCUCAAAACGCCAACAAGUUGGUCAAUUCUUCAGACGUGGUGGCAAAGCAGGCAACCGUUCGCCUCUAUGAUGGCGAGGAGAAGACCCCUUUUGAUAGCGGAACGCUCUAUCUGUUCAACACGCAGCUGAUUUGGAUUGACGAUCAAGAUUCGACCUGCAUUAUGAGCCUCCAUCUUUCUUUGAUCGUGUUGACCGAAGAGCACCGUACUGGUUCCGGUCGUAGUCCAAAAGUUGUAUUGUAUUUAAAUGCGCCGUUCGCCAACGUUCAGCCGGUGCAGGUCAGCGAUGUGGACUUCGUUAAGCUGUCUUUUCGCAAUGGAGGCAUGGUGGAGUUUUCUCGGCGGCUUUCGGAUCAGAUUUCACGAAAGCGAUGGGAUACAGUUGAUUCUCCCGCCCACACGGCAGUCCCGCGUCGCGAAAUUCGCACCGGUAUUGCGGGGAUUGAACGCAAUAUCCAAGCGCAACAGACUUCGGCUUCCAUGCAUAUUAGCAAAGCUUUCGAAGACCUGAACAGCCUGAUGAAGAUGGCCAAAGAGACUGUGGGGUUGUCGAAGAGCAUAGUUGCGAAAGUGAAGAAUCGUCAGGGUGAAAUAACGGACGACGAAACCACGCAGUUGAAAUCGUAUUUGCUCAGUCUGGGUGUGGAUGAUCCCGUAACGCGGGAUGUGUGCGGAAAUGACAACGUGUAUCACCAGAAAUUGGCUAAGGAAGUUUCGCAGCUUAUGACCAAACCGCUCGAGGAAAGUGGAGGUUUGAUGACCUUGACGGACGUUUAUUGUCGUGUGAACAGAGCGCGCGGAUUUGAACUGGUUUCACCAGAAGAUUUGCUGCGUGCAUGCCGACAGAUGAAAAAUCUGGGACUUCCUACAGAAUUACGAGUAUUUGAUACGGGUGUUAUCGCACUGGAACUGCGCACGAUCUCCGAGGCUGUACUAGUUGAACGUACGAAAGAAGCUUUAAAUAAGGCGCCGAUGACGGCGGAAAUGUUUGCUAAAGCUCUUGGAGUAUCUGUCGUUCUGGCGAAAGAAAUGUUGUUUCUGACGGAGAAGCGAGGCUUUGCAUGCCGUGACGAAUCGAUGGAAGGUUUACGGUUUUAUCCCAACCGGUUCGUUGAACCGUAGUUAUUUUCGAUUAUUCCAGUCCGGAUAUUUGUAUGAUGUACGAAACAUCUCGAAUUUUCCACAUGCUUUUUUGAAUAUUUUUUAACUGUUAUCCGCUUAUUGUAACGUUGUGGGUUUCGAAUAUUUUAUGCCUUCGGAGUCUUGGACCCGUGUAGAAUUCUAAAUUUUGAUUUUACUAUUGUGAAUGUACGGUAAACUGAUAGUCGUUAGUUUUGGAUUUAACAUGCACAAGUUUCAGUGAAAAUAAUUACAAGGCUACAAGCCCACGAAGGCGGAAAAUGAAACG
Messenger RNA from Paramacrobiotus metropolitanus, 1654 nucleotides. Its product is annotated as vacuolar protein-sorting-associated protein 36-like. The coding region runs from base 223 to 1368 and encodes 381 amino acids. Gene Ontology annotation, cellular component: ESCRT II complex; late endosome membrane. Gene Ontology annotation, molecular function: ubiquitin binding; phosphatidylinositol-3-phosphate binding. Gene Ontology annotation, biological process: protein transport to vacuole involved in ubiquitin-dependent protein catabolic process via the multivesicular body sorting pathway. The transcript has 10 exons. Lineage: Eukaryota; Metazoa; Tardigrada; Eutardigrada; Parachela; Macrobiotidae. The record is from RefSeq and is a predicted model, not a curated record.